CACUAUCAAUACGAGCGAUAGAUUACUUUCUUCCUCACUUUUACUGCUCAGUCCUAGCAGUUAUCCGCUCAAUAUCAGCUCGGUAAUCACGAUGGCCACUUUCCUUGGUUUGAUGGUUUGUGGUAUCCUACUAUUCAAAUUAGCAUCCCCAAUUGGAGCCACCAUCUGCACGUCAUGUUCCUCGGCGGACGAUCCGAAAUGCUCGGCAGCGAACUUCACCGGACCGACCAAGGAAUGCUACAACGUGAACCCAUGUGCCGUGGCCAUCAUCACCGGAACGGGUCAUACAUUUCGAGGUUGCUCUACGGAUCCGGAGUGCUACAGCAAUGAUUUGUGCGAGACCUGCGAUGGCGACGGUUGCAAUUCUGGAGCGUAUCCACCGGAUCGAAGGAGUUGCCUUAGGUGUUCGAAUGGCGAGGGUGCAGCAAGCUGCGAAGUGGUGACGAGCGAUCGGGAUCAGUUGAGUGCUGCUUGCGUGCUGCACUUCCAGGAUGAAGCUUGCGUUACUGUCUUCCAAGAUUUUAAACCUUUGCUGAGGGGCUGUCUAGGCGACAUGGACGUGGGUGUGAAGACGCUUUGCGAGAGUGGUUCUGCCGAUUGUGUGGUUUGUCGGGAGAAUGACUGUAACGCAGUGAAUGUUAGACUGGACGAGCAAUGUCUUCAGUGUGAUUCGCAAGAUCGGGGAUGUAACGAUGCUAGUCAUAGCGCAAGUGCCUGUGAGAAGGCCUCCGGUGGGAAGUGUUACUCAAGGCUUCUUGGUGAUGGAACUGUUAAACGAGGCUGCUUCCAUGAGUUAUCUACGCAGGAGUCUACGUCGUGUAAUUCAGCCAGUUGUAUCGUCUGUUCCGGAUCAGCCUGUAACAAGAACAUCUUUGUGGCAAGAAACGAUUUCCGCUGUAAGAGUUGUCAUUCGGCGAACACCGCAGCCUGCGUGCGAGAUCCAUACACGGUCCUCGACAAGGAAUGCCCGCUGAACGAUACGGCUUGUGCAACGGUCGUGAUAUCGGCCACCGGUCACCUCUACCGAGGCUGUUCAAUGGACGAGGAAUGUGUUGCCGAAGGAGAUGCCUGCAUCACGUGUGACGAGUACAGAAACUGUAACUUCUACCGCUACCCGACGGAUCGGCUGGAUUGUUACGUAUGUGAGACUUCUGCCAAUCCGAACUGUGCUACGCUUCCGUACAACAGGCAGUUCGAGAAGGAGUGUUUACGACAAGUAGCGGGCGAUGAUUGCGUGACAAUAUUCGAUGAAUUUCGUGUAGUUCGUCGUGAAUGUAGAUCCGGUUUGGCGGAUUUGGAUUUGCGGAAAUGUAAUACAGAAGGUGGACGGGAAUGUGUAGCAUGUAGUGGAAUAGGUUGCAAUAAGAUUACCGUUCGCCAGGACGAUAACUGCUUGCAGUGUUCCUCGGAGGAUGGUUUGAACUGCGCAAGUGGUCGCCGAGCUUCGACAAUUUGUAAGCGGUCUUCCGAUGGUGUUUGUUACAAUCGCCUGGAUCAAAAUGGAACUCUUCAUCGCGGAUGUUUAUCCGACUUGAACGAGGAAGAUCAACGAACUUGUCUGACCUCUAAUGAUCAUCAAUGCGAAACUUGCUCCGGUCCAGGGUGUAACAACAACAUUUUUCCUUCUGACGCAUUGCAAUGUGUUCAGUGUGACAGUUUGGAGAACGUGGACUGUGUUCAAAAUCAAUCUUCAACCACGUUUGUGAAUCCUUGCCGGAGAUACGUCAACGGCGACACAUGUUACACACGACUUCGUACCGAUGGUUCCAUAGAACGUGGAUGCCAAUCGUCACUCGCUGCAACCUGUAAUGCUCUGACGAACGUCUCUUGUACGACUUGUGAGGGACCCGCCUGCAAUACCGAAGUCUACGUCUACCCCUGGGGGAGACGAUCCUGCUUCCAGUGUGAUGGGCUGAACGAUUUAACCUGUGGCUUGGAGCAGACGAGGCAGGAGGAUGCCAAGGUUUGCUUACAGUUCCAGCCGGAGGACCGAUGCUAUACAAUACUUCAAAAUGGGAAAGUGAAGCGUGGAUGCGCAUCGGAAUUUGAUACUGAAGUAUGCUAUGGUCUGGAUAACACUCAAUGUCGGACCUGCACUAGGGAUAACUGCAACAAUCUCUCUGAAGUUGGAUUGCGGUCAGCAGGCUGGGUGGCUCAAAGAAGCACAUUAAUAAUAUGGAUCGGCAUGUUAUGCUAUUUUACGUGCAUACGCAGAAUUUCCUGAAAAUCAAUAUUUUAUUUCAUGUCUCUUAUAAAUUGUACCAUUAAUUAAAGAGCUUUCCCCCA
This is a messenger RNA of Aedes albopictus (Asian tiger mosquito), 2286 nucleotides long. Its product is annotated as proprotein convertase subtilisin/kexin type 5-like. NCBI's taxonomy places the organism in Eukaryota, Metazoa, Arthropoda, Insecta, Diptera, Culicidae. The record is from RefSeq and is a predicted model, not a curated record.